Sphaerodactylus townsendi is the source of this 342-nucleotide messenger RNA. Its product is annotated as eukaryotic translation initiation factor 1b-like. Gene Ontology annotation, biological process: translational initiation. The record is from RefSeq and is a predicted model, not a curated record. Bases 1 to 342 code for a protein of 113 amino acids. The transcript has a single exon. Gene Ontology annotation, molecular function: RNA binding; translation initiation factor activity; ribosomal small subunit binding. Gene Ontology annotation, cellular component: eukaryotic 43S preinitiation complex. NCBI's taxonomy places the organism in Eukaryota, Metazoa, Chordata, Lepidosauria, Squamata, Sphaerodactylidae.
AUGUCCACUAUUCAGAACCUCCAAUCCUUUGACCCCUUUGCUGAUGCAAUUAAGGGUGAUGGCUUACUCCUGACAGGGACUAAAGACUGCAUCCAUGUCCAACAACGAAAUGGGAGAAGAACACUAACUACUGUUCAGGGAACUGCAGAUGACUAUGACAAAAAGAAACUUGUGAAAGCUUUCACAAAGAAAUUUGCCUGUAAUGGUACUGUGAUUGGGCAUCCUGAAUGUGAGGAAACAGUCCGGCUGCAAGGUGACCAGAAGAAGGACACCUGCCCAUUCCUCCUGGGGCUUGGAACUGUUAAGAAAGACAGCUGGAGGUUCAUCACUUCAAAAAUGUAG